CAGGAAAACGAGUGCGCGCACGUUCACCGUACGUGGUUGGCGCCUCCUUGCAGCACGGGGAGGAAAAAGCCUUCAAACGCGGGCGUCGGACGGCGUCGGACCGGCGGCCGCGCCUGCUGCCGCGGGUGGUGGAGGAGCGCUGCCCUGACGAGGUGGGCGGCGGCGGAGACUCGCCGAUGACCCCCGACGCGCCGGCGGGCGUGCCGCGCGGGUGCUGCCCGGUGUACGUGGGCUUGUUGGAGCGUCGGCGGUUCGUGGUGCCGACGGCGUACCUGGGCAUGCCGGUGUUCCGGAGGCUGCUGGAGAAGGCGGAGGAGGAGUCCGAGUUCCACUACGGCGGCGGCGGCGUCACCAUCCCCUGCGACACCGAGGCGUUCAAGUACAUCCUCCUCGUCUUGGAACGCCACCGCCAGGGGCUCGUCGACGACGAAGGGAACGCCAAGGACGGAGGAGAGCAUGGCGGAUCGUCGUCGCACGGUCAAGCUCAGGCCUGUUUAGUUGUCUGAAUUUGGUGUCCCAAAUCACUGUUGUAGCACUGUAGCACACUGUAAUGUUUCAUUUGUAUUUGUGAA
Setaria italica (foxtail millet) is the source of this 572-nucleotide messenger RNA. Its product is annotated as auxin-responsive protein SAUR21. NCBI's taxonomy places the organism in Eukaryota, Viridiplantae, Streptophyta, Magnoliopsida, Poales, Poaceae. Gene Ontology annotation, biological process: response to auxin. The record is from RefSeq and is a predicted model, not a curated record. The transcript is spliced from 2 exons. The coding region runs from base 177 to 506 and encodes 109 amino acids.